AUGCUAAAAUAUCUUCAUGAAAAGGGCUGUCCAUGGGCCGCACCAGCCUGUUCCCGUGCGGCCGAGGGUGGUCAUUUGGAUGUUCUGCAAUAUUUGCAUGAACAUGGAUGUCUGUGGGACGAAGGGACAUGUAGGGGUGCGGCUAAGAUUGGAAAUUUGGAAGUUCUCAAGUAUGCCCACGAAAAUGGUUGCCAAUGGGUCGAAUUGUCAUGUUCCUAUGCGGCUCUGAGUGGUCAUUUGGAUAUUCUCAAGUAUCUUCAUGAAAAUGGCUGUCCAUGGAACAAAUGGACAUGUGAAAAUGCUGCUGGAGAGGGUCACUUGGAUGUUUUGAAGUACCUUCACGAACAUGGAUGUCCAUGGGAUGAAGAGACUUGCUCACGUGCUGCUUUAAGAGGUCAUUUGGAUGUUUUGAAGUAUGCCCAUGAAAAGGGCUGCCCGUGGGGCAGUAGGACAUGUGAUUAUGCUGCCAAUCAGGGCCAUUUAGAAUGCAUCAAGUAUCUUCAUGAACAUGGCUACAGCCCAUGGGAUAAAGACACAAUAUGGUAUGCGGCUGAGGGUGGUCAUUUGGAUAUUCUCAAGUAUCUUCAUGAAUAUGGAUGUCCAUGGGAUGAAAAAGCCUGUGGAGAGGCUGCGUCCUCUGGCAAUUUGGAGAUGCUAAAAUUUCUCCGUGACAAUGGCUGCCCAUGGAACGAAGAGGCAUAUGCACGUGAUGCUGCUUAUAAUGGUCAUUUGGAUGUUUUGAAUUAUCUGGUGGAAAAUGGCGCUCCAUGGAAUGAAGAAACUUGCAUGUAUGCUGCUUAUAAUGGUCAUUUGGAUGUUUUGAAGUAUCUUCAUGAACAUGGAUGCCCAUGGAAUGAACAAGUCUUUGCGGUGCUGCUCGGGGUGGUUAUUUGGAUGUUUUGA
Messenger RNA from Seminavis robusta, 903 nucleotides. NCBI's taxonomy places the organism in Eukaryota, Bacillariophyta, Bacillariophyceae, Naviculales, Naviculaceae. The record is from the annotation of a GenBank genome assembly.